Puntigrus tetrazona (Sumatra barb) is the source of this 1184-nucleotide messenger RNA. RefSeq lists its product as uncharacterized. The coding region runs from base 93 to 1175 and encodes 360 amino acids. NCBI's taxonomy places the organism in Eukaryota, Metazoa, Chordata, Actinopteri, Cypriniformes, Cyprinidae. The transcript is spliced from 3 exons. The record is from RefSeq and is a predicted model, not a curated record.
UGACGUCACCAGGAAACGUUUUCAAAACAACCAGAUGUAGCUUUUACGUUUCAGCGUGCAGACACAGUGCCUUUUAACUGUAGACUAUAGAAAUGUGCGAAAACAAAAACACACAGCACUGGUCUUCAGAGGAAACCAGCGUGCUGCUUGCGAUAUGGUCUUCCACGGAGAUCCAGAAGAAACUGGGGAGCUCCGCAAAGAAGAAAAGAGUUUACGAUGAGAUAAGCCAGGAAAUGCUGAACGGGGGCUUCAGUCGCUCGACCGAGCAAAUCGAAAAUAAGUUAAAGAAGCUCAGAAAGGAGUACAGGGACCUGAAAAGGAAACCGAGUGAGAGUGAUAGUGGGCAGAUUAGUAAAACAUUCGACCACGAAGUUAUGGAGUCUGUGCUGGAGCAUGGACCAAGCAGUCAUCUGACUGGGGCCUUUAAUUCAGCGACAGACACUCUUGAGAAAAACGCGGACUUCGUUGCGUUUUCUGUAACCGAGCUAGGUAGCAAAAUAUCUGAGCCCAAAACAGCACAGCACUGGUCUUCAGAGGAAACCAGCUCGCUGCUUGCGAUAUGGUCUUCCACGGAGAUCCAGGAGAAACUGGGGAACGCAAAAAGAAAGAAAAGAGUGUACGACGAUAUAUGCCAAGAGAUGGUAAACGUUGGGUUUACUCGUACAACCGACCAAAUCAUUAACAAGCUAAAAAAACUUAAACAUAAGAGGGUGUUCAGGGACAAUAAGAAGGAGAAAAGUAAAAGUAGCAGCCAAUGGAGCGAUAAAACCAUUAACUAUGAUGUUAUGGACUCUGCGCUGGAACGCCUACCGUCAAGUCAAUUUACUGAAGCAUUAAAUUCAGCAACAGCAAUGCUUGAAACGAAUACAGAAUCGGCGUCUUCUAUAGCUGAUCUCAACUCUUCACUUGAGGAGGUGCUGGACAAAGCUGAACCGUCCUUCAGCUCCUCUCAUCCCCAGCAAAGAAAGUCUCUAGGAACAAACAGAAUAACGAAGAAAGAUUCAAACCAGGAGCUGCUGGAAUACUUGAAAACCGCUGACGAACGGUUUAUGGCUCACGCCAAAGAACUUAAUACUGCCAUUCUUAAUAAAAUGGACGAAGCUACGAAUUCUAUGCUGGGACUACUGGGACGCAUGGUAGCAAUAAUGGAGGAACAGCAGGGAAACAAGCCAUGAACACUGGAU